AUGGUGUCUGAGAAGUGGGCUCUGGCAGUUCUGCUGCUGCAGCUCUGUUGCACUGGCUGUGGAUACUGUGGGAAAGUUCUGGUGUGGCCCUGUGACAUGAGCCAUUGGCUUAAUGUAAAGACCAUUCUGGAGGAACUCACAGAGAGAGGCCAUGAGGUAACAGUGUUGACUCCUCCAUAUACUAACCUCAUUGACUACAAGAAGUCUUCUCCACUGAACUUUGAGGUAUUCCAUUUGCCAUAUGACAAGGAAUCAGCUGAGAAUUUAAAUCAUAAAUUUCUGGACUUAAUUUUUAAUGUCUUGCCAAACUUAACACCCUGGCAAUCAGCGAUAAAACUGAAAGACUACUUUGCUGAAAUAACUGAAAGUUUAAAAAUCAUGUGUGAGAGUGUGGUCUACAAUCAGACACUUAUGAAGAAGCUCCAGGAAAGCAACUACAAUGUAAUGAUUAUAGAGCCUGUGAUACCCUGUGGAGAGCUGGUGGCUGAAUUGCUUGCAGUCCCUUUUGUGCUCACAUUAAGAGACUCCAUAGGAGGCAUGAGGGAGAAACACUGUGGGAAACUUCCGGCUCCAUCUUCCUAUGUCCCUGUUCACAUGGUGGGACUAACAGACAGAAUGACCUUUAUGGAAAGAGUGAAAAAUACAAUGCUUUCAGUUUGCUUUGACUUCUGGAUCCAGGAUUAUGAUACUGAUAUUUGGGACCAGUUUUAUAGUGAAGCUUUAGGGAGACCCACUACAUUAUGUGAAACUCUGGGGAGAGCUGAGAUUUGGCUAAUUCGAACAUAUUGGGAUUUUGAAUUUCCUCGUCCAUACUUACCUAAUUUUGAAUUUGUUGGAGGAUUGCACUGCAAAGCUGCCAAAACUUUACCUAAGAAAAUAGAAGAAUUUGUCCAAAACUCAGAUGGUAUUGUAGUGUUUUCUCUGGGUACAAUGAUCCAAAAUCUCACAGAAGAAAAGGCCAAUCUUAUUGCCUCAGCCCUUGCCCAGAUUCCACAGAAGGUUUUAUGGAGAUACAAAGGAAAGAAACCAGCCACAUUAGGAGCCAAUACUCAGCUCUAUGAUUGGAUACCCCAGAAUGAUCUUCUUGGUCAUCCCAAAACCAAAGCUUUUCUCACUCAUGGUGGAAUAAAUGGAAUCUAUGAAGCUAUUUAUCAUGGAGUCCCUAUGGUGGGAAUUCCCAUGUUUGGUGAUCAGCAUGAUAACAUCAUUCACAUGAAGGCCAAAGGAGUAGCUGUAGAGUUGAACAUGAACACAAUGACAAGUGCAGAUUUGCUCAGCGCUUUGAGAACAGUCAUUAAUGAUCCUUCUUAUAAAGAGAAUGCUAUGAAGUUAUCAAGGAUUCACCACGAUCAACCUGUAAAGCCCCUGGACAGAGCAGUCUUCUGGAUUGAGUUUGUCAUGCGCCACAAAGGAGCCAAACACCUUCGGCCAACCGCCCACAACCUUACCUGGUUUCAGUACCACUCUUUGGAUGUGAUUGGGUUCCUGCUGGCCUGUGCAACAACUGCUGUAUUCUUAGUCACAAAAUGUUUUUUGUUUUUUUGUCGAAAAUUAGAUAAAACAGGAAAUAAGAAAAAAAGGGAAUAG
Messenger RNA from Diceros bicornis minor, 1587 nucleotides. It is a transcript of the gene UGT2A3, whose product is annotated as UDP glucuronosyltransferase family 2 member A3. Gene Ontology annotation, molecular function: UDP-glycosyltransferase activity. The transcript is spliced from 6 exons. The record is from RefSeq and is a predicted model, not a curated record. Bases 1 to 1587 code for a protein of 528 amino acids. Lineage: Eukaryota; Metazoa; Chordata; Mammalia; Perissodactyla; Rhinocerotidae.